This is a messenger RNA of Phlebotomus papatasi, 5887 nucleotides long. RefSeq lists its product as uncharacterized. Gene Ontology annotation, cellular component: extracellular matrix. The transcript has 9 exons. The coding region runs from base 1 to 5082 and encodes 1693 amino acids. The record is from RefSeq and is a predicted model, not a curated record. NCBI's taxonomy places the organism in Eukaryota, Metazoa, Arthropoda, Insecta, Diptera, Psychodidae.
AUGAUGAUUAUUAGGAUGCUCAUGGAUGAGAUCAUGCACAAUUCGCAAGUCUUUCCAUCUCUCUUUGGAUGUACCAAAUUGCAAAAUUCAUCGUGGCUGCCAGAGAAGAUGCCUGGUGAGGAAGAUGCUCCGUGGGGCGACACAUUCGCCUCCAAUAUGGUGAUUUCUUGGGUAUUGGUGUUGCUGCUGGCCACGCUAUGUGCGGUUAGUGCACGUCCGGAGCCACCAGUGAACACUUACCUGCCCCCAUCGCCAUCCUAUGCUGCCCCUGGUCAACAGGGUAGUUCAGGAUUCGGCGCUGGUGGCAGCGGGGGAGGUUUCGGUCAAGGUGGAUCAUCAGGAAGGCCUUCUUCUUCAUAUGGCCCUCCAGGACAGAGCGGUCAGGGCGGAGGCUUUGGAGGUGACUCGCAACUUGGUGGUGGUUACAGUCCUGGUGGAGCUGGCCAAGGCGGGCCUGGAGGUUUUGGAGGUUCUCAAAGACCCUCAUCGAGUUACGGACCUCCUGGACAGACUGGUGGUUCUGGAUUCGGUGGACCAGGAAGCCAAGGACCAUCCUUUGGCUCAGGUGGAAGCUUCGGUGGCGGCUUCGGAGGUAGUUCAGGCCAACCUGGCUCACAGCGACCAUCUUCCUCAUAUGGACCUCCAGGACAGACAGGAAGUGGUGGAUUUGGACAACCAGGCAGUGCCGGAGGAUCCUUCGGUGGAUCUCAGAGACCCUCAUCAACUUACGGUGCUCCAGGUCAGGGAUUCGGAGGCUUCGGACAACCUGGCCAAGGAGGAGGAGCCGGGGGAGGUCCCAUUUCCAUUGGGGGUAGUUCCCAGAGACCCUCAUCCUCCUACGGACCUCCAGGACAAGACGGUAGUGGCGGAUUUGGUGGACAGGGCAGUGGAGGAUUCGGUGGACCAGGAGGUGCUGGAGGUUUUGGUGCCCAGAGACCCUCAACCUCCUACGGAGCUCCUGGACAACCCGGUGCCGGUGGCUUUGGCGGGCAAUCUCAAAGUGGACAAGGUGGAGGAGUUGGUGGAUUUGGUGGAUCACAGCGACCAUCUUCCUCAUACGGACCACCCAGCCAGGGAGGAUCCGCAGGUGGAUUCGGGUCAUCUGGAAGACCAGGCGGUGCUGGUGGAUUUGGCGGAACCCAACAGCCCUCUUCUAGCUACGGACCACCUGGUCAAGGACCCAGUGGAUUUCAGAGCCAGGGAGGGUCUCCUGGCGGCUUUGGCGGUCCCGGACAGCGACCUGGAUUCGGUGGUGGACAGACUCCUGCAACGUCUUAUGGAGCGCCGGGUCAAAGUGGAGGUGGUGCAGGUGGAUUUGGUGGACCCGGAGGAGCACAGCGUCCAUCGUCCAGCUAUGGACCACCUGGACAAUCUAGAUUUGGUGGAGCCGGAUCUGGAGGUGGUUUCGGAGGUAACCAAGGAGGACCAGGAGGACAAGCAGGAGGUGGAUUUGGUGGACAAGCCCCCUCAUCAAGCUACGGAGCUCCUUCAUUCGGCUCUGGUGGAAGUCAAGGUGGAUUCGGAGGAAGUCAGGGCGGUCAAGGAGGAGGAUUCGGUCAAGGUGGUGUAGGUGGUGGAGCUGGUCCUGGACAGGGCAGUGGCGGAUUUGGUGGAGAACAGGGAUAUCCACCACGUGGAGGACCUGGUGGCUUUGGACCUGGAGGCAGUGGCUCAGACUCAGGAAGCAAUGAACCAGCAAAGUACGAAUUUAACUACCAGGUUGAAGAUCGUCCCAGCGGUUUGUCCUUUGGUCACUCCGAGCAGAGAGACGGGGAUUACACAAGCGGUCAGUACAAUGUCUUGCUUCCAGAUGGUAGAAAACAAAUAGUAGAAUAUGAGGCAGAUCUAGGCGGUUACCGACCACAAAUUAAGUAUGAAGGUGAUAGUUCCGGAUCCGGUGGGGCUGGUGGAUAUCCAUCCGGUGGUCCAGGUGGUGCAGGUGGUGCAGGUGGUGCUGGUGGAUAUCCAUCUGGCGGACCAGGUGGUGCAGGUGGUGCUGGUGGCUAUCCAUCGGGAGGUCCAGGUGGUGCUGGGGGUCAGGCAGGUGGAUACUCAGGGGGAGCAGGUGGAUUCGGUGGUGGUUCUGAUGGAGGUUUCGGAGGAGGAGCUGGCUAUCCAAGAGGAGGACCAGGUGCUGCUGGUGGCGGCUUCGGAGGAGCAGGAGGUCCUGGAUUCGGAGGUCAGGGUUCCGGUGGUUUCGGUGGGUCAGGUGCUCCAGGUCAAGCAGGAUUCGGAGGUGGCGACAGUGGAUACCCCCGUGGAGGACCAGGAGCUGGUCAGAGUGGAUUCCAGGAUGGUAGGGGAGCCAUUGGAGAGGCCGGCGGCCAGCCUGGAAGUCGAGGAGGAUUUGGCAGCGGCGGACCUGGAGGACGUGGAGGUGCCUCAUCUGGCUAUCCCAGUGGUGGAUCUGAUGGAUAUCCAAGAGACAAUCCCUCAAAUCGAGGAACAGUACUUGGAGGUGGGAAUACGGCUACCGAAAAUGAGCCAGCUCAAACGGACGCGAUUCCAGAAAUCGAGAGUGUGAAUACAAAUUCAGGAACGGACGUAGAUCCCGGCACAAGUGGGUAUACAAGUAUGGAAGCUGAUAGAGAUAGUACUCAAGAAACAGGAGAUGCUACGACUACAGAUGAGCGCACAGAUGAUCCUGUAAAAACGGAAGAGGACACGCCUACGGAUGAGCGUACGAAUGAUACUAGAGAAACAGAAGAGGCUCCGGCUACGGGUGAGCGUACAGAUGAUAUUGGAGGAACAGAAGAAGGUGCUGCUACGGGUGAUCGUACAGAUGAUACCGGUGAAAGAGAAGAACCUACGGAUGAUACUAGAGAACCAGAAGAAGCUACGGCUACGGAUGAUCGUACAGAUGAUACUGAAGAAACAGAAGAGGCCACGGGUGAGCGUACGGAUGAUACUGGAGAAUCAGAAGAGGGUACGGCUACGGGUGAGCCUACGGAUGAUAGUGGAGAAACAGAAGAGGGUCCUGCUACGGGUGAGCGUACAGAUGAUACUGGAGAAACAGAAGAAGGUGCUGCUACGGGUGACCGUACAGAUGAUACCGGUGAAAGAGAAGAACCUACGGAUGAUACUAGAGAAACAGAAGAAGCUACGGCUACGGAUGAUCGUACAGAUGAUACUGAAGAAACAGAAGAGGCCACGGGUGAGCGUACGGAUGAUACUGGAGAAUCAGAAGAGGGUACGGCUACGGGUGAGCCUACGGAUGAUAGUGGAGAAACAGAAGAGGGUGCUGCUACGGGUGAGCGUACAGAUGAUACUGGAGAAACAGAAGAAGGUGCUGCUACGGGUGAUCGUACAGAUGAUACCGGUGAAAGAGAAGAACCUACGGAUGAUACUAGAGAAACAGAAGAAGCUACGGCUACGGAUGAUCGUACAGAUGAUACUGAAGAAACAGAAGAGGCCACGGGUGAGCGUACGGAUGAUACUGGAGAAUCAGAAGAGGGUACGGCUACGGGUGAGCCUGCGGAUGAUGCUAGAGAAACAGAAGAAGCUACGGCUACUGAUGAGGGUACGGAAGAUACUAGAGAAACAGAAGAGGCUCCGGCUACGGGUGAGCGUACAAAUGAUACUAUAGAAACAGAAGAAGCUACGGCUACGGAUGAGCGUACGGAUAAUACUGUAGAAACAGAAGAGACUACGGGUGAACGUACGGAUGAUACUAGAGAGACAGAAGAAGCUGCUGCUACGGGUGACCGUACAGAUGAUACCGGUGAAAGAGAAGAACCUACGGAUGAUACUAGAGAAACAGAGGAGGGUACAGCUACGGAUGAUCGUACAGAUAAUACUGGAGAAACAGAAGAGACUACGGGUGAGCUUACGAAUGAUACUGGAGAAUCAGAAGAGGGUACGGCUACAGGUGAGCCUGCAGAUGAUAGUGGAGAAACAGAAGAGGGUGCUGCAUCGAAUGAUCGUACCGAUAAUACUGGGGAAUCCGAAGUAGCUACGGGUGAGCGUACGGAUGAUACUGGAGAAACAGAAGAAGCUACGGUUACGGACGAGCGUAACGAUAAUACUGGAGAAACAGAAGAAGCUACGGCUACGGGUGAGCCUGCGGAUGCGGAUGAUACUGGAGAAACAGAAGAUAGUGCUUCUGCGGGUGAUCGUACAGAUGAUGUUGGAGAAACAGAAGAGGCUACGGAUGAUCGUACGGAUGAUAGUGGAGACACAGAAGGGGGUGCACCUACGGGUGAUCGUACAGAUGAUACUAGAGAAACUGAAGCAAAUACUGAUCACUCAAGAUCACUCGAUCGCCAAGAUUGCAAGAGGCAUGAUGUUGGGCAAAAUAUCUUGGCAAUUGUGUGCACUCUCUCCUGCCUGGUGUUGGUCAGUGCUGAGCCACCUGUCAAUGGCGGCAAUGGCCACAACGGCUACCCAUCCAGCAAUGCCCUCCAGACACCCACCAACUCCUACUUGCCCCCAUCAACAUCCUACGGCGUACCCAAUGGUCACAACAACCAUCAAUACCAGCCAAGACCAAGCAGCUCCUACGGUGCCCCAUCCAACGGUCAUUCCACCACCAAUGGCUACCAUGCCAGUCAGUCCUCCUUCCAGGCCCCUAGCCAGCAGUACGGUGCCCCCAGUCAGCAAUAUGGCGCCCCCAGUCAACAAUACGGCGCUCCUAGUCAGCAGUACGGAGCCCCAGCCGUAACUGGCGCCGUCUUCAAGCCACAGAGCACCUACGGAGCCCCAAGCCAGGGACACACCAAUGGAAACGGUUACAGCAACGGAAACAACGGAUACAGCAAUGGAAACAACGGAUACAGCAAUGGAUACGGAAACGGAGGUUACGAAUACAGCGAACCAGCCAAGUACUCCUUCGAGUACCAGGUUCUGGAUUACCCCUCUGGCAAUGACUUUGGUCACAUGGAGUCUCGCGAUGGUGACAAGACCGUCGGACGCUACUACGUUCUCCUUCCCGAUGGCAGGAAACAGGUUGUGCAAUACGAGGCUGACGAAAAGGGUUACAGGCCCACCAUCACCUACGAGGAUACCGGCAAUGGCAACAACGGUGGUGGAAACUAUGCUGCCAGCAACGGUUACAACAACAACGGACAAUUCCACGGCUACUAAAGAGCACCAUUGAGUACUUAGUGUAAAUCCAUGUCAUAUAUUUAUAGCAAUUUCUUUUCCACUGAUACCAAUCUUGGCCAGUUCUAAUCUUCAUCUGCCACUGUCUACCAACUUCUGCGAUUGAGCAGGAAGUACCUGCAUCGCACUGAAGUAUUAUUUAAGGAUUUAUUAUAUUGUUAAAUGUACUUAAUAGGCAAUAAUGUUUACAAAACGUUGACAAUUACAGCAUCGACCAUGGAAUACGAUUUUUGCAAACAAUAUCACCUUCUUAAUCUACAAGAAAAAAAAUCAUUUAAGAUUGUAUGGGAAAGAAGAUCUUAGACAAAAUACUCAGAGAUAAAACGGGUACUGCCCACCACUUUACUCACUAGAUCCAGAGAGAUGUUCAGUUUAGGAUGAACAUCUCUCUGCUUCACGAGUUGGAUGGCCCUUAUCCAUUUUAUUUUUUUUAAUAAAUUUAAAUGAUAUUAAAUUAACUAAUAACGUAGAUAUUAGAUGAUAUUGUAAUUCUUUGUAUAUUUUCUAAAGAGCAUUUAUAAUUUUCUUUGUGUAAAUAAUAGUAAAAAAAAAGCAUAGAAAAAGUGAAAAAAUGAGUGUGUACUAGAAGAGAUUGGUGCACACCGAUAAAACUGCCAUAAUUUUUGAGAGGAAUCAUCUAUUUAAAAAGAAAAACAUGAUCAUCGAAUUUGUUUAUCUAAGAGCUCUCUUAUAACACUCUCAUAUGUAAUAUUGUAUGAUUUUUGUACUCUUUUGUAUGUGUAUUUAAAGAAAUAAAGAAUUGUGCAUUUUGCAAAUGAAAAGCAAA